Aspergillus melleus is the source of this 1521-nucleotide messenger RNA. Its product is annotated as pyridoxal phosphate-dependent decarboxylase family protein. The transcript has a single exon. Gene Ontology annotation, molecular function: pyridoxal phosphate binding; carbon-carbon lyase activity. The record is from RefSeq and is a predicted model, not a curated record. Lineage: Eukaryota; Fungi; Ascomycota; Eurotiomycetes; Eurotiales; Aspergillaceae. Bases 1 to 1521 code for a protein of 506 amino acids. Gene Ontology annotation, biological process: carboxylic acid metabolic process.
AUGGAGCUCAAAGACAUCGAACAAUCGUCCCACGACCGGGUUCGUCUGCAGCAAGAUCUCUGGGAGGUCGCCCAAAGCCCGUGGAAGACCGGCGUCUUACCAAAUCCCGAGGUUCUGUCCCGCGCGAGAGAAUCGCUCCCUCGCUCACUUCCUGCAGAUGGGAUCGGGUUUGACUCGGCCAAAAGACACAUUCUGGAUGACAUUGUGCCAGCAUUCAAUGGCAGCAGCAUCAGCCCUAAUUACUACGGCUUUGUCACUGGCGGGACCACGCCGGCUGCCUUGUUCGCAGACAAUGUAGUGUCCGUCUACGACCAGAACGUCCAGGUCCACCUCUCCGAGCAUUCCAUUGCUACAGACGUGGAGUCUGUCGCCUUAGGUCUCCUCGUUGAUCUGUUUAGACUAGAUCGAAAUGAAUGGCAUAAUGGCACUUUUACCACCGGGGCUACUGCAGCUAAUCUGCUUGGAUUGGCCUGUGGGCGCGAGUUUGCAGUUCGAGCUGCUGCAGACAAGAAGGGAAUUUCCAACCACAGCGUUGGCGAAUGGGGUCUGUUCGAAGUCAUGCAUGCGUCGGGUCUGUCUGGAUUGCAGGUUUUAACAACACUCCCUCAUUCGUCUAUCGGCAAAUCGGCGGGGAUUCUGGGAUUCGGCCGUGCCAAUGUAGUCAAUGUCUGCCGGGAUGGCAGCACCAAUCCCCUCGAAUUUGACCUUGAAAAGCUUGAACGCGAGCUAUCGAGACCAGACAAAGCAAGUAUCGUCGCCGUGUCUUGCGGAGAAGUGAAUACCGGUCGCUUCGCGACCGCGGGCACCAAGAUGCAAGAGCUUCGCGAUCUUUGCGACAAGUACGGCGCUUGGUUACAUGUUGAUGGCGCGUUUGGGUUGUUUGCGCGUGUUUUGGAUGAUAGUCCAGAAUUUGCUUCCAUCCGAGCUGGUUCUGAGGGGCUAGAACUGGCCGAUUCUAUCACUGGUGAUGGGCACAAAUUGCUGAACGUUCCUUAUGACUGUGGCUUCUUUCUUACGCGCCAUCGCAACGAAGCAGCCAAUGUGUUUACCAAUCCGAAUGCAGCGUAUCUCACCGGGGGUGCCGGCUUGUCCUCGAUUCCUUCCCCAUUGAACAUCGGCAUUGAGAACUCGAGACGCUUCAGAGCCUUGCCUGUGUACGCCACGCUUCUGUCAUAUGGUUCAGUGGGUUAUCGAUCUGUCCUUGAGAGGCAGAUUCGACUGGCUAGAGAGUUGUCGGCGUGGUUGUUGGACCACCCUGAGUAUAAUAUACUCCCCGAAACAAGCAGCAGGGAAGCUCAGCUGGAUCAAACAUUCAUGAUUGUUCUGUUCAGCGCUAAGCAAGAUGACCUGAACCAGAACCUCGCUUCAAGGAUAAACGCAACUUCGAAGAUGUUCGUUUCUGGGACGUCCUGGCAAGGAAGACCGGCUUGUCGAAUCGCCAUUUCGAACUGGCGAACUGAUGAGCAGCGUGAUUUUGAACUUGUUACUGGCGUUUUGGAUGAAGUGGCUAGACAAGCAUAA